This is a messenger RNA of Mizuhopecten yessoensis (Yesso scallop), 5184 nucleotides long. RefSeq lists its product as uncharacterized. The coding region runs from base 112 to 1596 and encodes 494 amino acids. NCBI's taxonomy places the organism in Eukaryota, Metazoa, Mollusca, Bivalvia, Pectinida, Pectinidae. The record is from RefSeq and is a predicted model, not a curated record. The transcript has 9 exons.
GAAAAGUCCGAAUGCAUGGUUAUUUGUGUAAACAACAUGGCGCUCAGAUAAAAUCAAAGGUUCCAUAAUUUUGUUGAUAAGUUACAUCUGGUAUUGUAAAGAAUUCUUAAAAUGCCUGCUGGAGGACAAGGGGACCGAGCUCUGUACGGCCAUGUUGGCCAUCCCCAGAAUAUGAACGCACUGCUCGACACUAUCACCAAACUGAAGCAGGACCUUGCUCAAAGCCAUGCAGAGAAACAGAAUUUAGCAGGACAAAUGAAUGUCCUUAUAACUCUUGUGAAGAGGUCUUGGAGUGGAGACUUUAAUGCUUCUUUACACCUGGGAAAUAUUAUUGGUCUACAGCCUCCUGAGUUCAUGCAACCAUAUCAGGAUGGGAAACGCACAACCAACACACCUAUUCCAGAGAUAAAGGAGAAGGUUGUGAGGGCUUGGGAGAGACUCGCUAUCAAGCUUUUGGAUAGGGAGUACGCCCAGAUUCAGGAGGAAAUCUAUGCUCGUCAACAGGUUUACAUGCAAAACAGACAGCUUUACAUGGAUGAAGUGAUGCACAACCAUGAACAUGACAUGGCUAAAACUACCGUUCCACUCCGCAACAGACAUAAGACAUACGAGGAGGUCGACAAACAAUUCCUCAAAACUGUAGGGACAAACCAGCCCCAAAGCCGUCCCACAAGUGGUACCAGUACAAGAGGGAGGAUCAGAUCUGCCCAGAAACAGCAGCGACCAAACGUGAAAGAGAACAACCCUGACGUGACUUUGAAUGAUCUUUUUGUACAGCCAACUGGAGACAGGAACAAAAAUUCAGCUUUUUCUGGAUUGUAUCAAAUGGAAAACGGUCGUGAUAAUAGAAACAAAUACAGAGCACCAUAUGACGAUCCUCAACGAUAUAAACAGACAAAUCUAUUUAAUUUGGAUGCUGUGUUUGGUCCAGACGUCGGUGUUAAGAAACCUCGACCCGCCAGUGCAUUCACUGCGACGACCAACAAAGACAAAGUUAAUAACCAGAAACCAAGGCCUAAAAGUGCAAGUGUGUUCGUUACCCAGUUGCAUGAUCGACCAUUGAAGUAUGAAGUGACACAUCCUGUCAGCAACAAACCCUCUACAAAGAAGAAACCAGCACAGAAACAGCGACUUAAAUCAGCCAGUGUACCUAAAAUGAACAUCAUACAGGAACAAGGAGGGGAUGAAACUCCGGAACAGGAUACAGAAUCUCUCUCCAGCUACCAGCAGUCACAUGACUCUCCACCUAGUGCUCCAGUGGCGACACCUGCUCCAGACAAUCCCGAUAAUUUUGAUGUGAAUUCAGAGACAGACUUUAAUCAAGGUGUGGAUGAUGUGUAUCGUGAGGAUGCACCGUCUAGUCCAGGUUUACAGCAGGACAGGUACAGUAGUGACUCGUCGGAUGAGGAGCCUCCUGAGGACCACAUAGGCGAGCAUCUUAGGGUACGUGUUGGCUCAGCCACCAACAAACCGAAGAGUGUCGCCAAGUUUGUAACCGACAUGAAAGUCAUGGAGGACAUGGAGAAGGAUUUCAAAAAGUCGGCAGCAACGCUACAGAAACGUCUUGGAAUAGCAGACAUGGGCAUGAUCAAGUAAAAGGAGUCAUAUUAAAUGUUUCAUGCGUCAUUGGUUAAACAACAUUUUUACUCCAAUUUUCAUCAAAGGAAUUUUCAUAUUUUCAAAAGUUCUUGCAUGCUUAAUGUUGUUUUCUGCUGGUUAGUUUAAAUAGACACAGAUUUUUUUAUAAAUGUCGCUAAAAUUAAACAGACUUAAACUUAAACAUGAUUUUUUUUGGAAUGGGUUUCUAUAAAAGGGUGCUACCACAGGACUUAUAUAGGUAUUCUCAUUAAAGGAUUCCAUUACCAUUUCAAAACCUCAAAUCGCUACCUUGAGUGAUCAACAAAGCACCCUUGAUUUUUAACAAUUGGACAGUUGGGUCUUUAUAAUGGUUUCAUAGCCAUUUGAUCAUACAUUGAGUACAUGGGUGAUCCCUUGAUGGACCUGAUAGCAAAUUGUAGAUUUACUUAGAAAUUGGUGUUGUUUUUGGCCAUUGUGAAUAGAACAAUGGAAGGAGAGCCUGUGAUUUAGUAAAGUUUGCUUCAUUUUAAAGUUAAUUCAGUUUGUUGCUGAAGUCCAUAUUGUUAGACUUAAGUUUUACAUGAAUUAUGAAACAAGUUAUUUUCAACAUAUAUUCAUCACUCCUAAUGGAAGCGCACAGGGAGUGUGACAGGAAAUCCGGAAAAGGCUCACUAGGUAAGCCAAUACCUUUCCACACCCAACUGUGGAGUCAAAGCUGAGUCAUCUUGUUAAAAGGCAAGUGUGCUAUCCACUGCGUCACCACCGAAACCCCUCGUAGAUGUAUGUUGUUGUCAGAGAUCUUACAAUGUUUGUAAAUAUGAAAAUAUGCCAACAUCUUGAAUGCAUUUCCAAAUGAUGUACCCGGUAUACAAUAAUUUUACAGUCUUUCUCCUGCCUGAUACUUAAAGUUGUAACUAUGAUCAAGCAAUCACUUGAGACCUACGUAAUCAUACUGUUGGCUGUUAGGUACAUCACAGGACGUCGCUCAUUAAUUCCACAAUAAUCAAUGUUUUACAACAUCCUGCUGUCCGUCAUUUGUGAAUGAAUCAAUAACUCCAGGCAGCAUCAUUUAGCAGCUAUACAUGAAGCCAAAAAUAAAAAGUUUUUCUCACAAAGGCCCCUUUAAUAUUAUUUUUGUAUCGUUAUAACAUUACAAAGUUAUGGUGCAAAAGUUGCUAAAUUUGUUAGGAAAGCAAAUUUUAGCAUUUCAAUUUUCAGAUUCUUCUUGUGAAAGAUAAUUGAAAAAACUGUGUUUGUUAAUUGUUAAAACAGAUGUUAAUUUUGAUUAACCUACAUAUAAAGUUAAAAAGAUACUAGUAGAUCAAGGCCAAAACAAAUCAAUUUCUCUUGUCAUGUUACUGUCUCAGUGUUAUUUUUAUUUUUUCAAUGUGUUUUUUUUUAUUGCAAAACCAUUCAGUGAGGGACAGACCAGUUACAUCCAGACAUUGUCUUGGUCUAAACUGUUUUUUUUUUAAAAGCAUGCCUUAUAUAUGGUGCAGCCCGAGUUUCCUCUGGCCCUAACACCAGACUUAGACAUUUUGACAUAUAGAUGGCACACCAGACAUCUAGAUAUGGUGAUAAUUAAAUGAGCUCUGCCAUACUCUACAUGAUAUUGUAUGUUUAAAGAAACCUGUCCAAUCUGAACCCUGAGUAUUCUGAUAUCCUGUUUUAUGUUUUUGAUGGAAUAACCCUUUCCUUAGGCUUGAAGCCACAGUAAAAAGUAACAGAUUUUGAAAGAGACUUAAAUAGUAUAAAAUUAUUCUGAUGCACUUCAUUGCAUCCACGUGGUUGGAUAUCUUAAUCUUAAUGUAGUGAUACCAUUUAUAGAGAGAUUGAACAAAAGGGAUGGGAGAUUUAUCAGAGAUUUUGUUAUUAUAGAAAUGAUGUCAUUUUAUAAGAUGUAUAUUAGACUUAAAAUGGUGUCAGGAAAUUUAAAUAUAAUUAACCAGAGAAAGAGUUGUGUAGUGGACAGUUUAAUAUCAUGUAUAGGAAUAGUGCAAUGUUGUUGUUUUUUCAGAGCUUUACUUACUAAAUGACAUUAUUAAAUGAUAAAGAUAAUGACAUUCAGGGUAUCAUUUAGAACUGUCAAGAUGUACAGUACCAAAUUCUACCUAAUCAUUGUCCAUGCUACUAUAAACACUGGAUCUUCAUUCUAGCUGCCAUAAAUAUCUUUGAAAUUUGUUUUAAAAGCAAACUCAACAUCAUCCAUAUCAUCAACAAAAUAUCAUUAAUGCCACAACAAAAUUAGAGGAGAGAAAAUAGAGAAAUUUCACUAUCAUCUUUGGAUUUCAACUAAAUAAUAUUGCAUGUAAAAUUUUCACUGAAAAACAUUUAUAACGCUUUGAUUUAUGAAAAAAUAGGGCUUACUAACAUAUCAUUCCUUUAAGUGCCUAUUCAAUUUUGCAAUUGACAAGUGCCCUGGGUGCUUAUUACAUUGAAUAUGGUAUUUACACAUAAUAACUAAACCAGAGUUUUAUCAUAGUUAACAUACCUUGUGAUCAGAAGAGCUUCGACCAAAGGUAUCCAUUACUACAUAUUAAUUCAUGAAACAGUCAAACUAGAAUAGCAUAGUAGGUCUGGGGUAUCGACAUAUCACUGUUGAUCAUAUAACUUUGUCAAUUAGAAUAUCUAUAUAUAUAUAUAGUUUGGAUUCCAUAUUUGAAAACUUGUAAUUUUCUGUUACAAUAGUACAUUAACCCUUUCACCCCUAGGUAACUUUACUCAUUUAUUAGGUUGAGUCCAUUAUGGUCUACUGUGGUGAAAGGGUUAAAUUUAGACUGUCCAGAUCAAAUUUCCUUCUUGGUUCAGUCAGAGACGUGUUAUAUACGUGUCUGGUUCAGUCAAUCCAUAGUACAUAUGUGUACAUUUCAUUUUUAUGUAUUUCUUCAUUCCAAGCAAGUUUUCGUUAUAACCGUUGCCCUAGUUUUGAGAUUAUAUAUACAUGUUCUAAGUAUUAUAGUUAAGAUGGCUUCAUCAUUUGAAAAAUCUUUGUUUGUUACUCUCAGGUUUUUUAUGAGGAUGGGGUUAAAAUUUUCAAAUAUAAAUUUAAAAUAUAUCAUAUAUUAGAGAAAUGCAGGUGGGGGCACUUUAACGAGAAAGGGCAAUUAAUGUUGAUCAUAAAAUUACAUUGUUGAUCACACCAACAGAAAACAUAAAAAUGGUACUUCUACUGCAACUAUAUAUUCCAAUGUUAUUUUAUCUCCAGUUUAAGGUAUUAAGGGCUUUUCUCCUCAUAUUAUCUGCAUAAUUUUUUAUUGUCUUUGAGUUUUGUUUUUACAAACACUUGUUAACAUUGUUCAAACCAGAAUUAUAUUUAUGAAACUGUCUUUAUACCUAUAUUUUUUUUUCUAUUCUACACAAACUUAAUUGUAAUGAAGACAAGAGUGAGAAUGUAAUAAUGUUUAUUGUUGUCACCAAAUAGAUAGUAAAACACACCUAACAAACUUGUAUUUAGUAUAAACAUUUUUUUUCAAACAGAUAACUAAGUUUAUCACAUAAUCGGCCUGUUGUCCAGUGAAUUCGUCCGUGUAAUAUUGUUACAUAUGUCACUAGUGUAAUAUACCCUGGAGUGUUUUUCAUUGGCUGUGCCAGUCAGAAAUUGAUUGU